AUGUCGCUACCAGCUAGCCUUGAGCAUGGGCCAGAGUACCAGCCUCAAAAAAGGCUAUUAACUCCUUUACUCCCGAAGAGGACGUACCCUAUUCCGUCCCCCACUGACCGUGCCGAAUAUCCUGAAAAGCAUGCGUCCCUUUUCAAUCGGACCUUCUUUUGGUGGGUGAUCAGCAACUUGAACGUGGGGUACUUCAGAACCCUCACCGAGAACGAUUUGUACCAAUUGUCUGACAACUACAAAGUUGAGCCAGCAGUCGAGAAGUUCGAACGCUACUUUCAAGAGCACUUGCGCAUCUCGCGUGAGAAGAACCCCGAUAAGGCAGACGAACCUUUACAAGGGUACUCGAGAUGGCGCAUCAUCUAUGUUGUCAUUUUGACCUUCAAAAAAGAAUGUGCCUUGUCAAUGAUUUUUGCUUGUAUCAAUGCGACCAUCCUCGGUGUAACUCCCAUCAUCUCCAAAGGCUUGACCAACUACGUGGAGCAAAAAGUUGUCAAACACACGCUGGUUGGUCCUGGACUAGGGUGGGCAUUCGGAUUUGCAGGCUCAGUCUUGAUUGCUAGUAUUUCUAUCAAUCAGUUCUUGUACCUUGCUUUCACAGUCGGUGUGCAGAUCAAGGCUGUUUUGACGGAUGCAAUUUUACGGAAAGCAUUCAAGUUGAGCCCUGAGGCCAGGAAUAAGUUUCCAAAUAGUAAGAUCACCUCCAUCAUUUCCACAGACUUAAACCGUAUCCAAGUGGCAACUGUCGAUCUUCCAUUCCUCUUUGUAAUUCCUAUUCCGUUGAUCAUUACAUUGGUAUUUUUGAUUGUCAACCUUCGUGUCAGUGCUGUUAUUGGUGUUGCUUGUUUGAUUGUGUUCUUUGUGUUCACUACCUUUGCUGCGGCGAAGCUUUACUCGUACAGAUCAUCCCUUAGCGAAUUGACAGAUGCGAGAGUUUCCAUCACUUCUGAAGUGAUCCACACCUUGAAGAUGAUCAAAUUAUAUUCCUGGGAAAUCCCUUACUUGUCAAAUGUAAUUAAAGCAAGAUCUCAAGAAAUCAAAGUUCUCUUAAAAAUUCAAACAUUGAGGAAUAUUCUUGAAGCUGUGUCACUUUGCUUGUCCGGAUUAGCUUCCAUGUUCACUUUCGUCAUUCUCUUUGUGAUUGAUGGCGCAACCAAAAGUGCUGCCGUUACAUUUUCUGCUCUUUCUGCAUUCGAAAUUUUGGCUGGUUCCCUAGUUUUUGUUCCCCAAGGUAUUGCUAGAGGUGCUGACUUGUUGAUGGGACUCAAGCGAGUCUUUGAAUUUUUGCUAGCUGAAGAAUCUGAUGAUAUACCCCCAAACUAUUAUUUUCACGAAGAUAAGCUAAAUGCAGUAACUUUGGAUAAUGCUAGUUUUGAAUGGGAAAAUUUUGCCGAAGGCGAGGAAGAACCCUUUAAGUUGAGUGAAAUUAAUUUAAAAAUUCAAAAAGGUGAAUUCAUAAUUAUAAGUGGGUCGAUUGGCUCAGGAAAGUCUUCUUUAUUGAAUGCAAUGAGUGGUGCCAUGAAGUGCACGUCUGGUUUUGUUAAUGUGGAUGGGGCCUUGGCAUUUUGUGACCAGCCUUGGGUGCAAAAUACAACAAUCAAAGAGAAUAUUUUGUUCGGAAGUAAGUUUGAUGCUGAACGUUAUGAUAAGGUUGUGUUUGCUUGUGCAUUGCAAGGAGAUUUUGACAAUUUCCCAGGUGGUGACUUGACAGAAGUUGGCGAAAGGGGAAUUACUCUUUCUGGAGGACAAAAGGCCAGGAUCAACCUUGCUAGAGCUGUUUAUGUUGAGUCAGAUAUUGUUAUGCUUGACGAUGUCUUAAGUGCUGUGGAUGCCAAAGUUGGAAAGCAUAUUGUCAAUCAUUGCUUUAUGGAUUUGCUCAAGGGUAAGACCAUUAUUUUGGCCACUCACCAGCUAGCACUUGCAGAUUCUGCGAGUAGGACUGUAUUUUUGAAUUCCAACAACACCAUUAGUGUUGGUACCAAGGAAGAAUUGCUGAACUCUAAUUUUCAAUUCAAGAAACUUCUCUCUUUUAGCCAGCACGAGGAAUCCGAGGAGGUAGAACCUGAAGAUAGGGAGGAGUUAGAAACUAUUUUUGAUUCUGAUGAAGAUUUUGGGGAGGAAUAUAUUGUUGGUACUGUCAAUGAUGAGGCCAAGGGAAAGAUUGUUGAAGAUGAAGAAAUGGCUGUAAAUGGAGUGAAAUUCUCAAUUUACAAGCAGUACGUGAAAUAUGGUGCUGAAAUGGGUAUAUUUUUGUAUUUCUUAAUUUUCACUUUUUUGGUUGUGGUCACUGGUUUCCUACUGGUUUUUGGCAAUACUUGGCUUUCAUUUUGGGUCACUGACAAAUUUUAUAGAUCCAGUGGCUUCUAUAUUGGAUUAUAUGUCCUUUUUAACAUCAUGUUGGUUCUUAGUGUUGCAACGUUAUUCAUUCUCAUUGCAACUUUGUGUUCACAAUCCUCAAAGAAUUUGAAUAUUGCUGCAAUUGAUAAGCUCUUACAUACCCCAAUGGCCUUCCUUGAUAUCACACCAAUAGGAAGAGUGUUGAAUCGAUUCACAAAGGAUACAGAUGCUUUGGACAACGAAAUUUCCGAGAUGUAUAAGUAUAUGGUUUAUUCUGUGUGGAAUCUUGGUGGUACAGUUGUUCUUGUUGUUAUCUACUUACCCGUGAUUAUUGCAGCUCUCCCAAUAAUUGCGUUGGCCUUCCUAUUUUUGGUCAACUACUAUAUUGCUUCAACUAGACAGAUCAAACGAAUUGAAUCAAUUAAGCGUUCUUAUCUUUUCACUAAUAUCAACGAAAGUUUGGGUGGGAUGUCAACCAUUAAAUUUUACAAGAGUCAAGAAAGGUUUAUUUCAGUGAAUAAGAAGCUUAUCAAUGGAAUGAAUGAGGCCAGUAUCUUAAACUAUGCCAAUCAAUGUUGGUUAGCUCUUGGUUUGGAAAUGCUUUCUUUAGUCAUCACUCUCUUGGUGUCACUUCUUUGUGUGACUGAGGCAUUCCAUAUCAGUGCUGCGUCUGUGGGUUUGUUGAUUAAUUAUACUGCCACCAUGUCAUCCAACGCAAGUCUUUUGAUUAGAAUGUAUUCAAGAUUGGAAAAUGCCAUGAAUUCCACUGAAAGAAUCUGUGAGUAUGCAAACGAUCUACCUCAAGAAGCAGACUAUACAAUCCAAGCAACACAGCCUCCAGCAUCCUGGCCCUCUGGCGGUCUGAUUGAAUUUAAACACGUUUCCAUGUCUUACAGACCUGGCUUGCCGUUGGUUUUAAAGGACAUAAAUUUCACUACUGCUCCCGGUGAGAAAAUUGGUAUCUGUGGUCGUACUGGUGCAGGUAAGUCGUCCAUAACCACUGCUCUUUACCGUUUGAGUGAACUAGAUUUGGGGGAGAUUUAUAUUGAUGGAGUAGACAUUUCGAAAAUUGGAUUGAAAGAUCUCAGGUCACACCUUUCAAUCAUCCCCCAAGACCCUGUUUUGUUUAAUGGAAGUAUUAGAAAAAAUUUGGAUCCUUUCGACGAAUAUAGUGAUGAUAAGAUUUGGGAUGCAUUGAGAAGGUCAGGCUUGAUUAUGGAUGAGCAGUUGGCUGAAGUCAAGGAACAAUUAUCUGAAAUAGACCAAUUGCAUAAGUUUCACAUCAAGCAGGAAGUUGUUGAUAGUGGUUCCAAUUUCUCGUUGGGAGAGAAGCAAUUAAUUGCAUUUGCGAGAGCCUUACUCAGAGACACCAAGAUUUUGAUCAUGGACGAAGCCACAUCCCUGGUGGAUUAUCAAACUGAUAGCAAAAUCCAGCAAACCAUUGCAAAUGAAUUUGCCCACUGUACAAUUUUGUGCAUUGCCCAUAGAUUGAAGACAAUUGUCAAUUAUGACAGAAUUUUGACGCUAGACAAAGGGGAGGUUUCUGCCAUAGAUACUCCAUUCAAUUUGUACAAUGAUGAGACGUCACUCUUUAGACAACUAUGUGAAAAAUCGGGCAUCAAUGCACGGGAUUUCGCUAGUAAGUUGAUCGAGUACGAUCUCUCCGAGUCGAAGGAAACCACACCCUAA
Molecule: messenger RNA, 4026 nt
Organism: Suhomyces tanzawaensis NRRL Y-17324
Lineage: Eukaryota; Fungi; Ascomycota; Pichiomycetes; Serinales; Debaryomycetaceae
Product: P-loop containing nucleoside triphosphate hydrolase protein
Exons: 2
Coding region: 1-4026 (1341 amino acids)
Biological process (GO): transmembrane transport
Cellular component (GO): plasma membrane
Molecular function (GO): ATP hydrolysis activity; ABC-type xenobiotic transporter activity; ATP binding
Source: RefSeq, a predicted model, not a curated record